Ooceraea biroi (clonal raider ant) is the source of this 1342-nucleotide messenger RNA. Its product is annotated as THAP domain-containing protein 4. The record is from RefSeq and is a predicted model, not a curated record. Lineage: Eukaryota; Metazoa; Arthropoda; Insecta; Hymenoptera; Formicidae. Gene Ontology annotation, molecular function: sequence-specific DNA binding.
UGAGUGCACACCAAGGCUUGUUUACAGUCAAUUUUUAUAUUUAUAUUCUUAUGUUUCUUCUUAUAAAAGUUGAUUGUAACCAAGCCUUAGUAUGCACUCAGUGCGCACCAGUGCAUCCAAUCGAAUUCGCCAUAAGAUGACAGGUUGUGACGCAAAGGAGUGCCGGAACACAAGUAGGAAAGGGGUGAAAAUGUGCAUGUUUCCUAGAGAUCCCGAACAAAGAGCAAAAUGGGUAAUCAAUGUUGGACGAAAAGAUUGGCUUCCAAAGAAACACUCAGCAUUAUGUGAGUAUCAUUUUACGCAUGAUGCUUUUGAAACUAUACGAGUAGAUGGAACCAAAAAGUUAAAACGACAUGCAGUUCCAACAAUCUUUGGGGAACUUGUUACCCAGGUACCAAGUAAACGAGCAAAAUGGAAAACAGGAGAUACUCAAUGUCGUUCUGAAGAAACUAAUGCAGCAGCAGCGCAAUGUAUGCAAAAGACAUCUUUAGUACCAAAAUGUGAAGGUCAACAACAAAUAGGUCAAGAAAUGAGUUCCAUCAAUAAAGUUGUUAAAAAAGUAGACAUCUGCAAAGGACGAACAGUUUCUCUAUUAAAACCAUUAAAUUUUAUUGAAAAACGUAUUGAAGAAAAUCGAGAUUGUCAAGAAACGAAUACCUCAGCAGUGACAACUACUGUUAAUAUAUGUGCCGAAGAAAAUUCUUCUGAAAAAGAAGUGGGUGAUGCAAGUUUGAAGGAGAAGACAUGUUCUUCUAACUCCAAAGUUGCUGAACUUAUUGCAAACUGUACAAAAUGUAAAACUGUAAUCCAGCAGUACCAAAAAAGUGAAAUAUCGAAAAUAAAAAUGAAAAGGACGUUUAAACAAAAAGAAAUGGCUUACAAGCGCAGAAUAAAAGCAUUGGAAGAAAAAGUACGUAUUAAUGAGCUAAUAAAAAACGGUCUCCAACAACUUUUAGUGUUCCUUAAAUAAAGUACGCUUCCGGACAAUUCAAACGAAUGCCAAAGUGUGUGAUAAAGCAUUAAUUCAGGGUUAUAAGUGAUUGAUAAUGUCUUCCUUGAAUAGAAUAAUAUAGUAGUUUAUUGGUUAUUUUUGUAUGCAAAUACAGUAACAAUUUAGUCUGUUAUUUUAUUAUUAUGGAUUUUAGAGCUUCGUCGUUAAGUUAAACAAUUACAAUUCCAGAAAGUUUUAAAUGUAGACAGUAUUUUGGAAGCAAAACAAUGGCUAUGCAUAAUAUUGAAUGAUAUAUUCUUUCUACUUUUGUUAUAAGACUGACUUGUAUUACUUUUAAUAAUAUGUAUACUUACUAUUUUUGUUGUUAAUAUGAAAUUGACAUUUUUUUAA